Doryrhamphus excisus (bluestripe pipefish) is the source of this 1097-nucleotide messenger RNA. RefSeq names its product RNA binding motif protein X-linked 2 (gene rbmx2). NCBI's taxonomy places the organism in Eukaryota, Metazoa, Chordata, Actinopteri, Syngnathiformes, Syngnathidae. Gene Ontology annotation, biological process: mRNA splicing, via spliceosome. Gene Ontology annotation, cellular component: precatalytic spliceosome; catalytic step 2 spliceosome; U2 snRNP. The record is from RefSeq and is a predicted model, not a curated record. Gene Ontology annotation, molecular function: RNA binding.
UAGUUUAGUUUAAAAACAGGAAGUGACGUCAAACACCUCCAAUCAGCAGGGGGCGGCAUAGUCAGGGGAUUCGUCCGGCGGUAUUUACAUCAGAGCGCUGACCCAGCUACUUCACAAUGAAUCCGCUGACCAAAGUGAAGUUGAUCAAUGAGCUGAACGAGAGAGAGGCUCAUUUGGGAAUUAAUGAGAUCGCUUCGUGGCACAGCGAGUACAAAGACAGCGCCUGGAUAUUUGUUGGAGGUUUUCCAUACGAGUUGUCUGAAGGUGACAUCAUCUGCGUCUUCUCUCAGUAUGGAGAGGUCGUCAACAUCAAUCUGGUGCGGGACAAGAAGACGGGUAAGUCCAAAGGGUUCUGCUUCUUGUGCUACGAGGACCAGAGGAGCACCAUCUUGGCGGUGGACAACUUUAACGGCAUCAAGAUCAAAGGUCGCACCAUCCGUGUGGACCACGUCAAAGACUACCGUCCCCCCAAGGACACAGAGGACAUGGACGACAUCACCCGAAAAUUGAGGGAGGACGGCUGCGCUCCCAAAGUGUGCCACUCUCCUGCCUCCUCCUCCUGUGAGGAAGAUGAACAGUACCUCGUUCCUGUGAAAAAGACUAAAAAAGACAAGAAGGAGAAGAAGAAAAAGAAGGAGAAGAAGAAAGAGAGACAAUCCUCUCCUCGUCCUCCCACCAUCAGAGUGAAAGAGGAGAAGGAGGACUCCGCCUAUGACAAAUACAAUCAGAGGAGGGCGCCAGCGGCACCAGAACACAUGGGGCAAAGAGCCAAGGAGGACAGGAGAGCAAGGGAUGAGGACAGAGGGGAUGAGGACAGACGAAGAAGAGGCGAUGAGGAUGACAGGAGAAGAAGGAGAGAAGAUGAGGACAGAAAAAGAAGAGGAGACAACAACAGGGACAAUGAUAGGAGGCGGGAUGUGGACAGACACAGACGAUGAUGGUGGCCACACCAGUGUGACAUGUGAACAUCUCAUCAUUCCUUUUCUGGAAUCUUUUACUUUCAUUUUCAAGCAUGUUGUCUUUUAAUGUUGCACGACUCUCCGUGUUUAACAGAAACUAAAUCAGAUUAAAGUCAUUGGUGCACAGUCACAACAUCA